AUGCGGGCACUAGGUCGACUGCCUCGUCCGCCUCCGCCUCCGCCUACGCCUACGCCUACGCCCACUAUGCCUACUUUGCCUACCUUGCCUACCUUGCCUACUAUGCCUGCCAUGGCCGAUUUCGAGGCCGACCUGAACAACGCGCCCAUGCCGAGACGCAUCUGCGCGCACCGCCUGGACGAGCACAUGUCCGAUGUUGCCUCUCCUGCUGCCCUUUGUAACGCACCACGCGGCAUUGUGCGCAGCCAGCGGGCUACCUUCCGCCGACAGAAUGAGGCAGCGGCAGCGACUGCGUGUGCAGUGUGA
Messenger RNA from Exserohilum turcica Et28A, 306 nucleotides. RefSeq lists its product as uncharacterized. The transcript has a single exon. Lineage: Eukaryota; Fungi; Ascomycota; Dothideomycetes; Pleosporales; Pleosporaceae. The record is from RefSeq and is a predicted model, not a curated record. The coding region runs from base 1 to 306 and encodes 101 amino acids.